GAUUAAUUGAAUUACUACACUAUCUACGGAGCCUACGUACUAUUUAUGUUAUUCGGACGGCCUGUGAUAAAAUGGGAAAAGCUGCCAUGCCACCGUAUCCCGCUUGACGCUUUUCCCGAGUGUUGGAGAGUAGGCCGUGGGCGUGGGAUACGGUGGUAUUUGGCCCUAUAAUCCACUACGGCAUCCCAGGAUCUCCGACCGGUGCUGGAAACCACCACAGUCUCAACUGGGGUUUCAGCUCUGAAGCCACCAGAAUAGGGGGCUUUUGGGGGGUCGAAGCAGAACCUCCGAAAGGCCUACAAAUAGCCACGUAGGCCCAUUAGAUAGUGUAGUUAAUCAAUCGAUCUUAUUUUGCUAUAGUAAGCUAUAUACUGUGUGAGAAUUCCUGCCCCGUUGCACCCGUGAGAAGUCCCGACCACUGGAGAAACCACAUGAUUUGUGUGUGAUCCCGUACCACGGUACUUCCUGUUCCAACACCGAGACAUCCGAAAUACAGCCACGUGACGUGUAUAAAGAAACUCCGAGACUCAUAACAGACACAUACUUACUCAAGAGGGUAAUCAGAGGCCAAGACUCGAUUUUCAAGCUCCCGUAAUUCUCUUACAUUCUGCCGUAUACUGGUAUACGAGCAAGCAUACUGCAAGACGGGUUGGACCGGCUCAACUUGACUGAACUCUCACUUGUGCGGCGUGCAUUUUCUUGCAUUUAUGCACUGAAUAUCAUCGGCGAGAACUAUCCCCAUCACGUGAGAUCGACGAUCAGUCAUCAGAGACACAAGACUAUGGAGUGGAGUAGUAAGCGUGGGAAGGCCGCAUUGAUUAAUCAGGCUGCCACCAGUAUACGCGGGGUGCGAGACGACGACAAUUUUAUGCCACUACUACUUGAGUAUUACAAGACGCGGCGGCCCACUUUGAAAAGGGCAGAUACCACGGAUCUCGCCACCGAUACACAAUCACCUCCUUGCUUACCAGUUUCACCGAGCAGUUCCGGCCGUUAUAUGACCCUUAGGACAGCGUACAUAUGUCAACGACCAUGGAGGGCAGUGGGAGUAGUGUUGGAGGCGGUGGCGGGACCGGGACAGGCCAGCGAACAUCAUGUGAUUCAUGUAAACGCUCCAAGCUCAAGUGCAUCAAACUGCAUCCGGUGCACAGCCCGUAGUACUGAAUGUCAGGUCACUCUAGUCAGCAGGAAGAAGCGGGAAAAAAAGAUUCACUAUCUCUCCGCAAUCGAGGACCGCAUGAAGCGCAUGGAGUCCGCCAUGAACGCGUCCGGGAUCGCCGUCGAUGAUGGGGACCCCGAGGCCGCCAUCCCCGCCGUCUCGGCACAGUCGGCUCUUGAGGACAAGCUCUCAAUCUUCAUGAUCAGCGAUGACGGUGCUGCCGGCUUCGUGGGCCCCUCAUCAGGCUUCUCGCUCUUCUCACCGCAGGGCCUGCGCUGGAUCUCUGAGAAGACAGGAGACGACAACUUUGAGCAGGUCAUCAAGGCAGUCUCUAGCUCAUGUGAGCACCGGGCGACUAGCGGGCAGGAAACAUUCCGACCACUCUCGGAGAGCGAGAGGGAGCCACUACCGCCCAAAGAUAUAGCGAAUGAGUAUAUGGCCGCAUACUUUGACAAUUUCAACAACAGCUUUCCGCUGUAUGACAAGGAAAGCGUGAUGGAGAGGUUCGGAAGGGAUUACUAUAUGGUGAACCGUGAGAAGGAUCCGGCGUGGUACGCUUCGCUGAAUGUUAUAUUCUUGAUCGGACGGUCUAUCACUAUGCAUGAGAGGGAACCGAAUGGACUUUGCGAGAGAUACUUCAGGAAUGCAGCUAGUGUUUUCUCAGAGCUGUUGUUUAGUGGACCUAGCUUGCUAGCCGUGCAGGCUAUGAUUGGAAUGGCCUUUAUCCUGCAAGCGUCAGAAGACCCUCAUCCAUCAUAUAUCCUUGUGGGCAUGGCAGCACGACUUGCCCAAGCAAUCGGUCUCCAUCGGCGAUUAGAUGGGUAUGGACUGAAAGCGCGGGAUAUCGAGCAGCGCCGCAACGUCUUCUGGAUCGUCUUCGGCCUCGAAAAGGGCAUCAGCAUCCGCUCUGGCCGUCCAUCCGUAACUUUCCGCAGCAUGUGCAACUACUACCCCCUGACCGCCUCGCUCACCCUCUUCGCCAACGUUCUCCAAAACCCCUUAGCCCCAAGCGCCACCAGCGACCUCGCCCUCAUGAACCGCGUCACCCGCAUCCUCGUCGACGGUCUCUCCUCCUCCUGCAACGCCAAGGCCGCCAUCCACGCUGACAUCUUCAAAGAAUUAUCCGCACGGCCGCGCAGUUCGUCGCCCGCGCCCGCGGCGAACCACGAGACACCUACCUCGACCCCUCCACCCUCCCCGCCCCUCCACCCUCCCCGCCCCGCCAAUCGACUGCUACUACCCCCCCUCUGUCGCCUCCUCCGGCGUCUCCCCCUCCGCCUCCGCCACAGACGCCUCCGUCUCCGACGCCCUCCCCCGCCUCGAACCCUCCGUCUCCCACCACUCUCCACCCCGUCCCCCGCCACAUCCACAUCCCAAUCCACCACGCACCUCCCGUUCCCCCAGCGCACGCCCUCACAGCAACAACUGCAGUCACAGUUGGAGUACUACGGCCCCAAACAAGGCCUCCCCGGUACUCCCGGCGCAGGAAUCAUCCCGCCCGCCUACGACCCCGAUUUCUCCUCCACCAUCCCCUCUGUCGACCUCUCAGCGUUCGAUAUUAAUAACUACGCGUGGCUGGACACGAGUGCUUUUCCUGGCGCUCAGGGCGUGGAGGCAGCGGGCGGGGCGGGGGGGGUUGGAUAUCGAGACGUUUGCGGCGGGUGGGACGGAUGGGGGUGGUGA
Molecule: messenger RNA, 2842 nt
Organism: Pseudogymnoascus destructans
Lineage: Eukaryota; Fungi; Ascomycota; Leotiomycetes; Thelebolales; Thelebolaceae
Exons: 5
Coding region: 782-2842 (686 amino acids)
Biological process (GO): DNA-templated transcription
Molecular function (GO): DNA binding; zinc ion binding
Source: RefSeq, a predicted model, not a curated record